Vitis riparia (riverbank grape) is the source of this 1164-nucleotide messenger RNA. RefSeq lists its product as uncharacterized. The record is from RefSeq and is a predicted model, not a curated record. The transcript has 3 exons. Lineage: Eukaryota; Viridiplantae; Streptophyta; Magnoliopsida; Vitales; Vitaceae. Bases 164 to 1000 code for a protein of 278 amino acids.
UUGUGACGUUUGAACGGAACCCCAAAUUUUGACCGGUGAAACCCUAACCCUAAUGCUUCAUUCAAGCUCAGGGUUUCGCAGCCAUUGUCAUCUUCAAUCUGGAUUCAUUUCUCCAUUCAUCUAGGGCUUUUCAAUCCAUGGUUUGCAAAUCUUGAGGUUAACCAUGGCGUUACCAUUUGUCUCCUUACUCUCAUUGAAGCCCCAGUUUGGCCACUCUAGCUUCUGCCAUAAUGGAAUUGUUGUUGAUAUCAGGGAGCUGAAUAAUUUGCCAUGUCCAUGCAAUAGUACUUUUCGGAUGCUUCCUCACGUUUCUUCACCAUCCAUGAAAUCAUACAAUUCAGUUCUUGCGAGUACUUUUGGAACCGGAACCCGAGUCCACAGAGUGCUCAGCAGUCCUCCUGGUCGUUGGCAGAUUGGAACAGCCACAUUGCUUGGUCAAACUUCCAAUAUAUUUUCAGUAAGACCGUGUCAAGUAAAAAGUGAAGACUCUGAGGGAACUUUGAGUGGUGAAAGCAUCUUAUUGGAUGAGCAGAGCUUAAUGCGUGACCUGCAAAUUGCUAUUGAGGAGGAGAACUAUGCUCAAGCAGCCAAAAUCAGGGAUAGCCUCCGACUUCUCCAUGAGGAUAGCAAAGCUUCUGUAUUAGCAGCAAAUGCACGGUUUUACAACUCAUUCAGGAAAGGGGACCUGGCUGCAAUGCAAGCCCUCUGGGCAAAAGGGGAGAGUGUGUGUGUUGUGCACCCUGGUUUGACGGGGAUAUCUGGUUAUGAUCUUGUUAUGGGAAGCUGGGAAAUUGUGUGGGCAGACUAUGAAUUUCCCUUGCAGAUUGAGCUAAAAGACAUCCAAGUUCAUGUUAGAGGGGAUAUGGGAUACGUUACCUGUGUGGAAUUGGUAAAGACGAAGGGUAGGAGUUGGGGAAAACAAUUUGCCAUAAAUGUGUUUGAGAGGAUUGAUGGCCAAUGGUUUAUUUGUAUUCACCAUGCUUCACACGUCGAUUUGUGAAGCUACAUACCAAGUUACCAACACAUGAAAAGUCAACGUGUUGAUAUUAUUACAUGCAAGGGGAAGAAUGACCAUCACUUAAUUGCAUUUUCACUGUUGUACUUCACUUUGUAUUCUAGAUGCAGAGAGUUAAUUUCAUUCAUCCGAAAUUUUUUGUUAGUGAA